Molecule: messenger RNA, 1914 nt
Organism: Dromaius novaehollandiae (emu)
Lineage: Eukaryota; Metazoa; Chordata; Aves; Casuariiformes; Dromaiidae
Gene: PLCZ1
Product: phospholipase C zeta 1
Exons: 13
Coding region: 1-1914 (637 amino acids)
Biological process (GO): lipid metabolic process; phosphatidylinositol-mediated signaling; release of sequestered calcium ion into cytosol
Cellular component (GO): nucleus
Molecular function (GO): phosphatidylinositol-4,5-bisphosphate phospholipase C activity
Source: RefSeq, a predicted model, not a curated record
AUGGAAGAGAACAGGUGGUUUUUGUCCAUCAUUCAGAAUGAGUUCAGAAAUGGGAAGAUCGAUUUAGACAGUACGAUGAAACUGCUCGAUAAAUUCCAGAUCGCUUUUGAUUACAUGCAUGUAAAACAUGUUUUUAAGAAAACAGUUGACAAACGGAAGGCACCAACUAUUAACAUAGAAGACUUCAGGGCAAUUUAUCGAACUAUUGUACACAGACCUGAAUUUCAUGAACUUUUCUGCACUUAUUCUCCAAACCGCAAAAUUCUAGCUGACACCGAGCUCAUCACAUUCCUCCAAAAAGAACAAUUUGAAACAGAAGCUAAUGAAACAACUGCCUUAGAAAUUAUUUCAAAAUAUGAACCCAUUGAAGAAGUGAGGAAAAGAAGGCAGAUGUCAUUUGAAGGAUUUAUAAGAUACUUGAACUCAGAAGACUGUUUGAUAUUUAGAAAAGAUCACAGGACUGUCUACCAAGAUAUGAACCGGCCAUUAUGUGACUAUUUUAUUUCAUCUUCUCACAACACCUAUUUGAUAUCAGACCAAUUAAUAGGGCCCAGUCAUUUAUGGGGAUAUGCCAGUGCUCUGCUAAAAGGAUGUCGUUGCCUGGAAAUUGACUGCUGGGAUGGCUCACAUAACGAACCUGUUGUAUAUCAUGGUCAUACUUUGACAAGCAAAAUUUCAUUUAGUUCUGUAAUUCAUGUGAUAGGCAAAUAUGCAUUUGCGGCAUCUGAGUAUCCAAUUGUACUAUCUUUGGAGAAUCACUGCAGCCCCAAGCAACAAGAAGUAAUGGCAGACUAUUUAGAAAAUAUUCUAGGUGACAGACUUCUUACUUCAGCAAUUGAUGAUAAAGUGCCAACUGAACUACCUUCUCCUGAGGCAUUAAAAUUCAAAAUAUUAGUAAAAAAUAAAAAAGUUGGAACACUUGAGGAAACUAUUCUCAGGAAAGGUCAUGACAGUCAUGGUGAGACAGGGGAAAUUUUUGAAGAGAUGAAUCCUUCUGAAGAAGAUGAGGCAGAUGAAACAACCCCAAUUUACCCAAAGACUGAUUCAUCAAAAAGAAAAUGUGAAGAUAGAUCUUCUCCCCCACCUCGAAAAAAGCCAAAGAUGAAGAAGAUAAAGAUUGCCAUUGAGUUGUCAGAUCUUGUGAUUUAUACCAAAUCUCAAAAGUUUGUAAGCUUUGAGCAGUCACGAGAUACUCAGAAGUGUUAUGAAAAUAAUUCAAUUGGAGAGUCUCGAGCACGAAAACUUGUAAAACAUUCAGCUCUUGAGUUUAUUGCACAUACUAAAAGGUUUAUUACAAGAAUCUACCCCAAAGGAACAAGAACCAACUCUUCAAAUUAUAAUCCUCAAGAAUUCUGGAAUGUUGGGUGUCAAAUGGUGGCCUUAAAUUUCCAGACACCUGGAGUACAAAUGGAAUUGCAAAAUGGAAAAUUCCUAGACAAUGGUGGUUGUGGCUAUAUUCUGAAGCCAGAAUUCUUGAGAAAUCUCAAUUCAAUGUUUAACCCACACAAGGUAGCAGGAGAAAGUAGUCCAGUAGCUCUUUCAAUAAGGCUCAUCAGUGGUCAUCAGCUACCACGCAGUAAUCUAUCGAAGACUAACAAAGCUGACCCUUUAGUGCAGAUAGAAAUUUAUGGUGUGCCAGAAGAUCAAAUAAAAAGACAAUCUAGUGUUGUAAAAAGCAACGCUUUGAGCCCCAGAUGGAAUGAAACUUUUACGUUUACUGUCCAAGUUCCAGAGCUGGCACUGAUACGCUUCAAUGUGGAAGAUCAGAUAUCUCUAGCUGCAAAUGAAUUCCUUGGCCAAUACACUUUACCAGUGCUGAGCCUGAGCAAAGGUUACCGUAACAUUCCGCUCUUUUCCAAAGCUGGUGACAAUCUUGAACCUGCAUCACUGUUUGUUUACAUCUGGUACUAUUAA